Messenger RNA from Aquila chrysaetos chrysaetos, 1602 nucleotides. It is a transcript of the gene C8H6orf118, whose product is annotated as chromosome 8 C6orf118 homolog. The record is from RefSeq and is a predicted model, not a curated record. Lineage: Eukaryota; Metazoa; Chordata; Aves; Accipitriformes; Accipitridae.
AUGAAUGUGUUUGCGGAUCCUGGUGCUUUUCUUCUGAAGCUGUAUUAUGGAGCUGGUUUGGAAGUGAUAAGAAAGGACUACAGAUAUGGUUCUCCAGCACUAUACCCACGUUGCUUUCAAUGUCUGUUUCAAACACAAUUAGCCUAGGAGAAAAAUGUAGCAUGCUACAAUUUCUACAUGCCGAGAAAUGGUGAGAGGGAAGUGCUUGUGUGCUCUACAACAACCUGUUUCAUCAUGGAGAGAAACUGUCAAGUGAGGAGCCUGGCUCAUCUCUGAGAUAGUGUGGAAAUGGCCUACAGAACAGAUGUUAAACUUUACACCUCCGGACACUUAAAUCAUAACAAGCUUUAUAAGCCUUCAAAGGAAACAAACUAGUUGACAGAAAGAAAUCAAUUCCCAGCUGAAAAGAGAGAGCAAGGAAGAUGAAAAGAUUUUUCAGGUAACUUUUGUUCCAGCAUCCCUCUACUUGCAGCACAGGCUGAAUAUUCCUGUCCUAACAACAGACAUCCACAGUCACCUGUGACCAGUGUUGGUGCCUCAGCAGAUUUUUCUACUCCACUGGAAAUGUUAAAGUUGAAAGCACGUAAAAAGAAAAUAGAGGAGGGAACUGACGGACUCCAUAUGUGUCUCAAAAGAGAUGAGUGAGGUGUGUCAGAGAUUAUGGUGCUGAAAGACAAACCACUUAAGAACAGUCGAUGGUGUGUUGGGGAGCUUGCCAAGGAGUAAUACCAGUUUGUACCUUCAUACUUGGCUGGUGUAACUAAAACUGAACAGUUUAACAAGUUCCUAUAUUUCCAGAAGGAAAUAGCAAAGCAUGAACUAUUACAGAAUGAUUUCACAGGGAACAAAGUAUCAGAGCAGCAUGAAAGCAAGCUGGCUAAGGAGCUCCAGAAAAUCUGUGGCUGUGAUCCCCUCCAUUUCAAGUGACUACAGGUUGUUGAGGAAGUAUUUGAAGAUAUAUGCAACAGCUCUCUGAUAUUUGGUGAUAUUGUGAAGGAAAUUAACAGUGAGUUUGAGCUGUACGUGAUGAUGCUUCUGGAUCUGCCUACAGCACAAUACAAGGUUCUGUAGAAUCAGGUCAAAGGGAUGGAAAUGAGCCUUAAGGCUCCAGAAAUACAGGUGCACAGGAAAGAUGUGCAGAUUCUCGUGAAGAAAUCCAGUACUGCUCCAGAAAGAAACAAAGAACUGAAGAAUUAAUUAGAAAUGGUGCUACGGAUGAGCCAAACUCCAGAAGAUAAACCAGAAACCUGCGGCAGACAUGAGACAAAGACGACAGCAUGAAAACAGCUUUCUGUUUCUGAACAGCUUGAAUCUAUGAGGUGUAAAGUUCUCGAUAAAUGGGAGGAAAUGAACAUACUAGAGACUGAGAAGAAAGAAACAAUCAUUUAUGCUGGGACGGUGGAUAUCAUAGAAAACACUCUUAAAGAAAUAGAGGCUGAAACUAGGAAAAUCAACUAAUCAGACAUGUUUCUCCAAGGCCAAAUGAAAGAAGCUGGAGGAAAUACCACAGAAAUUUUAGGUAAACUGAGAAUCACUCGGGAAGAUCAAAGGUGAGUGUGGGAGCUAAUAGAGCAAGUCUUGACAACUGAAAAUGAAGAAUGA